ACAAAAAUCACAAAUCAUAAAGGCCUUUAAUCUAUUCCCACCCCUCAUUUCAAAAGAUUGUGUUUAUUCCUUUUCAGUGAAAUCCAUUUCUUUCCUUUCCAGUCCCUUAAAUCACCAGCCUCACUCGAAAAACAAUAGAAAUCCCCUUUAGUUAUAAAGCCCUCAUUUCAAAAGAUUAUUUUUAUUCCUUUCCGGUCCCUUAAAUCACCCGCCUCACUCAAAGCAAAACGCCACAAUUUUCUUUUACUCAAGAGACUAAAAUGGUUGAUGCAGCCGUAUCUUUUACAAUUGAAAAGCUUAGUGAAUUUGUUACUCACCAUGUUAACAUUAGGAUUGGAGUGAAAGAGGGUAUAGAGUUGCUUAGAGAUGAAUUGAGCUACCUGCUCAUUUCUGUCAGAGCUGUAGAAUCCCAACAAAAUUUGCCUCAUGUCCGCCUGUGGACAGACAGUGUCAGAGACGUUUCCGAUCAAGCUGUAAUUAUCUUGGACAGGUUUUCUGCUCAACAAGAAGAACAUGCAGCUCCUGAACAUGGUAGUGUUUUGGAUCGUGUGCAGAGUUUUUUCUGCAUCUGCAAGAAAGAAGCUAAUCUAUAUGACAUCGGUAAGGAUAUCGAGUCACUCAAAGAAAAAAUCAUCAGGAUCAAGACUAGGCGAGACGAAUUCCAUAUUACUGACAUAAUCACAGCCACUCCUAUUGUGCAACAGAGAAAGAGAACUUUGCUGAGAGCAGCUUCCUUUGAUUACAAGGAAGAUGUGAUUGGUUUUGAGAAAGAUAUUCAAACAUUGCUGGCUCAACUUGAUAAUCAAGAUCCCUCCCUUGGCUUAAUUUCCAUUCACGGAAUGGGGGGCCUGGGCAAGUCUACUCUUGCUAGUAAGCUGUACCACUCCAGCGAAUUAAGCCAUUUUAAAAGUCGUGCUUGGGUUUGUGUCUCCGAGGAUUAUGACAUCACACAUGUUCUGAGGAAGAUAAUAAAGUGUUUUGAGAAAGAUGAACAAGAUUUGUUGAACAAGAUGGAAGAGGGGGAGCUGUUGCGCCACCUGCGAGAGAUACUGUUAGAUGGUGAUCACUAUCUUGUGGUGAUUGAUGAUAUAUGGGAUAUACAGGUUUGGAAAGAGAUUAAAAAUGCUUUUCCAGAUAAGAAAAACGGCAGUAGAAUCAUAAUAACCACGCGGAAUAAACUUGUUGCCGACGGUGUAGAAGACACAUGUUUCGUCCAUGAACUAAGUUUUUUGAGCCAAGACGAGAGUUGGCAAUUGUUCUGUAAGAGAGCAAAACCAACCCCAAAUCUGGAGAUGUUAGGUAAGGAGAUGGUAGAUAAAUGUGGAGGUUUACCCCUUGCAAUCGUGAUCCUGAGUGGGCUAUUAUUGCAAAGAAGGACCUACAAAUUUUGGUCCGAUGUGAAGGACCAGCUCUGGAGAAAGUUGAAGGGGGAGUCUUCUGAGAUUCAAGAACUACUAAAUUUGAGUUAUGAUGACUUGUCUUUCGACACGAGACAAUGUUUUCUAUACCUUGCAAGAUACCCUGAAGACCAUACUAUCCCAGUUUUUGAGUUAAAGUUGUUAUGGAUUGCAGAGGAAUUUGUUGAGGAACAAGAUGGAGUAGACAUGGAGGAUGUAGCUGAGGAUUAUGUGAAUGAGCUUAUUAAUCGCAAUAUGAUUCAGAUAGAACUACAGACUGCGGAUGGUCAAGUUUUGGCUUGCAAGAUCCAUGAUCUUGUACGUGACCUUAUCAUUGAGAGGGCCAGGGAACACAAGAUAUUGGGAAGUUUUGACUCAAAUAAACAUCAUCCAAAUCCCAUACGUUGGUUGCAAGGACAGGCACGUCAUGCAAUCUUCAAUGGAAUUGGUGAGUACUUUAAAUUACUUGGGCCUAACUCUGAUAAUUUGAAAUUGCGUUCAUUAGCACUAACUACUAGAACUGCUAGACUUGAAGUAGAGGAAAUAAAGUUGAUGUACACGAGAUUCCAAUAUCUCAAAGUGCUAGACUUGACCAGUGUGGAUGAAUCAGAGGGGAUACCAGAAGAAAUAGGAGAUUUAGUUCUCCUAAAGUUCUUGGGCUUAAUGGGUGGUCCUUACUCCGGCGAAGCUUUAGUGAUUCCUCCAAGUAUAGCGAAAUUGAAAAGGUUACAAACUUUGCGUGGUUCAGACUUUUUGUAUACUCCUUACCUAUUUCCUAAAGAGAUAUGUGAGCUUAAGGAAUUAAGGCAUAUAUUCUUUAAAAGAAAUCUAGGGAAUAUGAAAAUUGUCAGCGACCAGACAAAGCUCCAAACUGUAAGUAGGAUAAUGUACAAGGAAUGGUGCCAUAUUGAUACCAAUAAUUGGACCAAUCUCCAUGCACUUGUAAUUUCAGAAGAAGACUAUGGCGAUAAGAAGAAAGAAGAAGAAGAAUAUAGUUUGGAGUCCAUAGCAAAUUUAAAAAGUCUCAGAACAUUAGUCCUCGUACUGGGUGGUGUUAUCUCAACAAUCCGACCACUUUCGUCUUGCAAACAUCUCAACAAGGUGGUUUUGGUGUGUGGGAUAAAAGAUGUAGCAGAACUAUGUUUUCUGCCAGAUUCAGUCACUGAUUUAACACUAAGUCUUCUGCCAGAUUCAGUCACUUCUUUAACACUAAGUUUUUUGCCAGAUUCAGUCACUGGUUUUACUGGUACCACAGAAGAUCCGAUGCCCAUUCUGGGGAGUUUGUCCAAUCUUACCUCCCUUUGGUUAAUCAACUGUCGAACAAAAAUGGUUUGCCAUGCAGAUUCGUUUCCAUGUCUACAAUUCUUAAAAAUAGAACGUGCCCGUCGUGGUCUGUUUGAACUUCAAGUUGAUGACCGAGCUCUGCCUUCUCUAAGAGCUUUUACAUUCGAUGCUUCUAAGGAUAUGAUUCCGUUGCGAUUAGCGUCUUUUCCUCGUGCACCGGAUUUCGAAGAAUAUUUAUGGGGCUGACUUAAAAAUAGUUGUUGGGAUCAUAUUUUCACAAUUUUUUUAUCAUUUCUAUUUAAGGAAUGUCAUAUGUAUUUCCCAAUAAUAAUUUUUCAAGUAUUAAUAUGAAUUUUGAAGAUUAUUUUAGAUUCCACAA
Messenger RNA from Daucus carota subsp. sativus, 3060 nucleotides. Its product is annotated as putative disease resistance RPP13-like protein 3. The coding region runs from base 261 to 2927 and encodes 888 amino acids. Gene Ontology annotation, biological process: defense response to other organism. Gene Ontology annotation, molecular function: ADP binding. Lineage: Eukaryota; Viridiplantae; Streptophyta; Magnoliopsida; Apiales; Apiaceae. The transcript has a single exon. The record is from RefSeq and is a predicted model, not a curated record.